Kuraishia capsulata CBS 1993 is the source of this 1755-nucleotide messenger RNA. RefSeq lists its product as uncharacterized. The coding region runs from base 1 to 1755 and encodes 584 amino acids. The record is from RefSeq and is a predicted model, not a curated record. The transcript has a single exon. NCBI's taxonomy places the organism in Eukaryota, Fungi, Ascomycota, Pichiomycetes, Pichiales, Pichiaceae.
AUGGUGCUUUCAAACAAGUCGUCACAUGGAGACUUGGGACCUGAUCCCACAGCUAAGCUUACCCCGAAAUGGAUUCCUAGAUCAGGAGUCAUUUCGCGUCUGGAACAGUUGAAAAUCAACUCGCCAGUAAACAGCGACUCAGAGCUAAACGAAUCGAACGAUACGAGCUCAAAUUUUGAGGAUUCUCUGGAUGCUGAAUCUUUCAAAGACCCAAUGCACUUGUCUAGAUUCUUUGAUGACGAGGAAGGGACCCUACGAACCUCGAGUCUACAGGCACAUGACGUUGAGAGCUUGCAACGAGAAAUAGUAUAUCUGCAAAUUCAGCUGAAGCUUAUGACCGAUAUAAUGAGAGAACACCUGAGCGAAGGAGAUAUGUUGGACAUAACGAGACUGGAAUCAGAAUACAGGAAUAAAGAGGCAAUUCUGCGAGAAGCCUUGAACACAGAAAAGAGCAUAACGGCGGAUUUGACUCAGGAGCUUGAGGAUAUGUUGACCUCUUUCCAGCAGUUCCAAGAAGAGGCGAAGAAAGCAAGCAAUGACCUGGAAGGGUUCACUUUGAGAGUGCUCAAGCUGGUGGAAAACCAGUCUCGUGAGUUCAAAUUUCAUAGCGUUAAAAUUCCUGAGAUAUCAGGUCCAGAUUCAGACAAAUUGCAACUAUUAGAGAGGUUUUUGGGCCAGUUCACUAGUGAAUUAUCCAAAAGACAUGCCAAACUCGAGCUUGACAUCGAUGAAUCAAAAAAGUCCGAUGAGAAUCUGAGAAACACGAUAAGUUCCCAAAUGGCUAUCAUAAAAGAGCAGGAAGAAGCUUUGGAAACUUUGAGAAGAACAAAUUCCAAAGAUUCCCAAGAAAUUUUGGAGAAGAUAGCUGCUAUGGAGCAGCUGAAGUCGGAGCAUGAGAAAACCAAGUCGCGGUUCUCUGCAAUUGAGGCUGAACUUACAGGAAAAGUGCGUGAAAUUGAGGAAUUGACAUCCAAACACAGAGAGACAAUGGAAACUCUAUCGUCGAAAGAAGCCGAGCAUGAAGAAUUCUUUGCCGCGAGCCAACGCGAGCACAAAUCUAGCAAAUCCGAGAAACAGGCUAUCGAGUUGCUCAAUCAGCAGAUCAAGCAGCUUAGAAAAGAUUUGGAACAAGCACAUACUGCUGAAGCCACCCUUAAUAAGGAGAGGACUGGUCUUGAGAGCGAGCUCAAUCGCACCAGGUCAGAGGUUAAAGCACAGAAUCUGCAAAUAUCUGCUACGACCAAUGAAUGCGACUUGCUAAUCGAAAGGUAUAUCAAGCUGUCGAAAAACCUCAUCAAAUCCUACUCCAAAGUUCUGGAUUUGAAGUCUGUUAGACAAGCUUUUCAGCAAGUUGAGAGGCUUUCGAACAGGAAAAACCUAGGGCUGGAUAUGGAAUCGAUCGCCCAGUUGCAGGAUAUCAUCUUCCAAUACCAUUCAUCCGCCACGCGAAGUCUGUGCGAAGAUUUUCUUGAAAUGAGUAUCAACUCAGACCGAAAAGGAGCUGAAGACAGCGCUACAAUUGCAGAUCUGCGGGACCAGAUACGACAACUCCAGAAGGAGAAUGAGGUUCUGAAAGGGGGAUUUCAAGAUCCGAAAGACGGACCAAUUCCGCCGAUUGCGCGUCUGAGAAUUGACGAAUUGACGAGAAAGUGGAAGGCGGAACGAGAAGCCAGGCUGUACGAGAGCGGCGAGGCCAAUAAGAGGUUGCAAGACCUGGAGCGCGAGAAUUCAUCUUUACGAGUACAUACUGCUUAA